Messenger RNA from Paramecium sonneborni, 684 nucleotides. The record is from the annotation of a GenBank genome assembly. NCBI's taxonomy places the organism in Eukaryota, Ciliophora, Oligohymenophorea, Peniculida, Parameciidae.
AUGUCUUCUAUAACGUAAUUAGAUGAAGAAUACAAAAUUUAUUUUGAAUAAAUAAUGGGAAUGUUAGACUAACUAUCCUCUAUAAGUCUAGAAUUUGUGAGCUCUAAAUUGACUUUCCUUGAAAAAUAUUCAUAAACUCUUAAAGAUUCAUAAAUAGAUGCAAGAUAACACAGAAACAAUCAAAUAAAACAUUUAAUUGAUUAUGUGAAAAUGCAUCGUAAGUCUUUAAAUCGAUCUUCAAUUCAUAAUCAUUCAAGUAAAACCUUUCAUUUUCAUAACAAUUCACUUGAUAUUUAAGACUCUUAUCUAUAAGAUAAUAUAUAAAUAAUGCCAAACUCAUGUUUAAAUUAGAAAAGUACGAGUGAUUCCAAGUCAAUGCAUACAAAAACUAUUAAAAAUAUAUUUUAAAAGAUGGUUUAAACAAAGUGUUCUCCCUAGAAGAAUUUUAAUGAUCCAGUUCUUAAUUUACUAUAAAAUGCUAUGAGUUUGUUGGAAACCCAUCAAAAGUUGUACUAGGGUGAAUUCAAUAAACUAAAUAAAGAUUAUGAAGAAAUUCUAAAAGAAAAUCCAUAAUUUUAAGCUAAAAAAAGUAUAUAAAAUAAAUCAAGCAAAAUCAAAUAAAACUUGAAUUCUCUUAUUGAAACUUAAAAAUCAUUCAAGUCCUAUUUGAAUUCAAUAAUGUGA